Molecule: messenger RNA, 2172 nt
Organism: Ipomoea nil (Japanese morning glory)
Lineage: Eukaryota; Viridiplantae; Streptophyta; Magnoliopsida; Solanales; Convolvulaceae
Product: putative late blight resistance protein homolog R1A-3
Exons: 3
Coding region: 1-2172 (723 amino acids)
Biological process (GO): defense response to other organism
Molecular function (GO): ADP binding
Source: RefSeq, a predicted model, not a curated record
AUGGCUUGUGUUGCAUUGGCUUCUCUAAUGGCAACAAUCGACCUUGAGUUCCGAAAACCAAACCACAGAGUGUCUCUUCAUGCUGAAAAGCCAUUGAAUUCUCUGUUUGAGAAGCUUUCUUCUUUGCAAGCCUUUCUGGAGAAGGAAUACAACAACGGUGGUGCUCCAGCCCGUCAUCUGGCAAUCAAAAUCAGAGACUUUGCGCUCAAAGCUGAAGAUGACAUUGAGAUACAACUAAGAAGCUUUCUUCUAGCCCAAGACGGAAAGUGUCAAGCCAAAGCUCGUGGGGAACUCCAUCAAAGCUUGCGAAAAGCUGCAGAAGAUGCAGAAGAGCUGUCCAAGAUUAUUAACAACAGCAGAAGCAGUGAACCCGAAGCAGCCAUGACCAGUGAAACUCAUCCAUCCAUUCAUUGGUUGAAACCUGAGAAUGUUGUGUUGGAUGGACCAUCCUUGCCAUGCUCUCCAAAUCUUGAGGAUCAAUUUAAUGAAGAUGCCUUCAAUGCGGUAAAAAAGAUGUUAUUCUAUACCUUUGAGCCAAAAAACAUAGUUUCAAUUGUAGGAUUGCCAGGCAUUGGCAAGACUACUUUGGCUAAAAGAGUCUAUGGCUCAGAUAUGGCAGAAGGUUACAUUCGAGCUUGGGUUACUGUGCCUCAAGAGUACAAGGGAAACACUCUUUCUCAACUAAUCAAAGAGAAAUUACACAAGCACUUGGGAGGUAGGCAUAUGUAUUUUCUUGUUUUGGAUAAUAUACCAAACACCCGAGUUUUGGGUGAUAUCCUAACAUGUCUUCCUAAUGCUUCAUACCAAAUACGUAUAUUGCUGACAACUCAGUUCAAUGCUGUUGGUUGCGAUGCUGCCACAUUUGGCAAUGUGCAUAAAAUGUGCAUAUUGGAUCCAAACAGAAGUUGGGAUCUAUUUUGCAACAAACUCUCUCCCAAAGAGCUAAGAGCACCAAAAUUUGUAGAAAUCGCCAAACAUGUUGUGAAGGAAUGCGAAGUCUAUCCAAAAGGCUUUAAAAUCAAUGUGAAAAGGCUUAUUAGGAUAUGGAUUGCUGAGGGAUUUGUGAGGCAAAUGGAGUGUAAGGGAUUUGGGAGGCAAUUGGUCAAGGAUUUAGAAGAGGAAGGAGAUGUUGGAAAGUCGGUAUCUUUCAAGCUAUUAAGAAUUGUAGAUUUGAGUGCACUUCAAAUCUUCGAAAUAGUGCCAUUGCAUUUAAGAGAUUUAGUUUUUCUAAGAUACCUAUCUGUACCACCGUGGUUUGAGGGUUUAGACGAUGUAGUGUCAAACAAUCAGAAUUUGCAGACAAUUAUUGUUUGUGGUGGUGAACCACAACUACUUAAAACUGGCCAUUUGUCAUUCAGAAUUUGGGAGUUACCACAUUUAAGGCAUCUUGAACUUGGCAAUUACUAUGAGGUGGAUCCUCCAAACAGGAAUAUUGAGCAAUUACAAACAUUAUCGUGGGUUAGUCCAACUCAUUUCACUGAAGAGGUGUAUAAGAAGUUCCCAAACUUAGAAUAUCUCAAGGUUUACUAUAAAGGUGCCUUUGAUGAGCCAUGUAGCAGCCCUGGACCUUGCAGAAACCCCACCAUCAAUUUUGAUUAUAUUAGGUAUUUGUCGAAACUCGAGACACUUACCGUUAUAAUCCCAGAAAACAGUAUGACCCAUCUAGAGCAACUAGUGUUUUCUACAAGGCUGAAGAAGUUGAGGUUGAGCGGGACUAAUCUCCCUAUAAUGAAGUUUCCAAGGGUAUUGAGAGCUUUAAAGGUGCUCAAACUAGAAAACGCCUUCUCUGACCUAGUGUGGGGAUCAUUUGAAGAAUUUUAUAACUUAGAAGUGUUGCUCAUUGAGGCUACAAAUCUCCAGAAAUGGGUGGUCAAGAGCACCAAUUUCCCAAAAUUAAGUUGUCUAAUCCUAAGACGUUGUUAUCGUUUGGAAGCGAUCUUAUUUGAAGUUAGAUAUAUUGACACUCUAAAGACAAUUAAGGUGGAGCAGUGUUCCCCUUAUGUUGUCGAUGUAGCCAUGAAGAUUCUGGAGGAGCGAAAGUGGCUUCGGAAAAAGUCAAACGACCCUUGGGAGGCGUACAAUAUCAGGAAAGCGCGCCUAAAUCGAGUUGAUGCUUUCUAUACGCCACUUACUGUUGUUGUCGACGACGUGAUUCAUGAUGUUCAAUUUUAA